AUGUUUUUGUUUUGUAAGAAGUUUCCUUAUAUAGCAGUUUUGGUUAUUGUCACGCUUGAUUUUGCAGGCAAUAUUAUCGACGACAACGAUCAUCAUCAACAGCUCAGCAUCGGCUCAGAAAAUAACUCGCCGGCGGCUGCUGCGUCGUCGAGAUGGAAUCCGACGCCGGAGCAGAUCACAACGUUGGAAGAGGUGUACAGAAGAGGAACAAGGACGCCUACGACAGAACAAAUCCAAGAGAUAGCAUCUCAGCUCCGUAAGUAUGGUAGAAUCGAGGGCAAAAACGUUUUCUAUUGGUUUCAGAACCAUAAGUCUAGAGAGAGACUUAAGCGACGUCGUUGUGAAGGAGCUGAUGAUGUUAACAGCGUUCAUGAACCACUCAAAGACGUCAAGGAUCCAGCAUCAGGUUGUUAUCGAGCUGAUCAGACAAAGAGCUUCCCAUCUUUUCCACACACAAACCCACAACCACAGAAUGAAUUAGUUUCGGUGAAUCUAAUCAAUAAUGAAGAUCAUGGUACGAGUGAAAAAUCUGAGAGGGCAUCAGAUGAAGGUAAAGACGCCAUGUGGAGAAAUCUUGUUGCUUCAUUUGUAACUCAAGAACUACGAGAGACUAAGAUCGACGAAGUAGAAGAAGAAGAAGAAACAAGGGAGAUGCGAACUUUAAAUCUUUUCCCGGUAAUGGAGAACCAAGAGAAAUCCGAUUGGUUUGCAGAGAAGAAGAAUACAAAAGCUAACCGAACUUGUUGCAACUAUGGUUACUUCUAUGAGUUCAUGCCUCUAAAGAACUGA
Molecule: messenger RNA, 789 nt
Organism: Eruca vesicaria subsp. sativa (arugula)
Lineage: Eukaryota; Viridiplantae; Streptophyta; Magnoliopsida; Brassicales; Brassicaceae
Source: the annotation of a GenBank genome assembly